CAAACUAAAUAACUUAUAGUAAAUACUCAACUAUUGGCCAUGUCUUACCAUGUGAUUAAGGGCGUUAAUGUAAGAUUGUCUGAUAAGUUACAAGGACACAAGCAAGAUAACAACACGAGAUAUUUCACACGGAAAGCUACAGGAUAUAUCAGAAUGUCGGAUGUGUGCUCUCCUAUUCCUAUUGUUGAUUUGGAUAGAAUAGGUGUGCAUAGAAACCCCAAUGAAGUACACAUCGCUGCAUUACAAACUGUUUCUUCAUCAUUGAAAACCACUUUCUGUCAAUAUGGGGUAUGUUACUUUAAAAAUCAUGGUAUUGACGAUGCAUUCAUGGACAAUUAUAUGACAGUAGCUAAAUCGUUCUUUGAGCAGCCGGUGGAAAUGAAAUGUCAGUACGUGCGUGGCCCAACAACGGAUUUCGGUUACACGCCGAUGGAAAAGGAAGUUGUUAAUUUCAAAAGACCAGCAGAUCUAAAGGAGGCGUUUACCUAUCAACCAGGGGACGAUCCUGGUGAUAUGGCAGAUAAAAAAUUCCAACAAAGCUUGAAUGAAAUGUUUGCUCAUUGUACAGUGCUAGGAUGUCGCUUAUUGGACGCCCUUUCACUUGCACUUGGCAAACAUCAACUGUUUUUAAGGGAGGCGCAUAAGUUGAUUGGAACAAAGAACAAUCCGACAACACUCAAAACUUUGAUGUAUCCACAAAUGUCACCAGAAAAGAACAUUAAACCAAACCAGGUUCGUUUAGGAGAGCAUUCGGAUUUCGGAACAAUGACACUUAUGUUCCAAGAUGAAGUCGGUGGUUUGGAUGUAUUUUUCCCGGGUAAAGGUUACAUACCGGCAACUCCCAUACCUGGUACAAUUUUGUUGAUUGCUGCUAACUUACUUCAACGCUGGACUAGUGACUCAAUUGUUUCUGUACAGCAUAGAAUUCUUCAAACAGAAGAUCCAGCAAAACAAACCAAAGCUCGCCAGUCAGCUGUAUACUUCAUAGUUCCAGACUUUGACAGUGUGAUCACACCAAUUGACGGUUCAAAGAGGUAUGAACCAAUCACGUGUAGAGAAUACGUAAUGCCAAAGCUUGAGGACACACUAAGUGAAAAGAAUUAGAUAUCUUCUUGAUGACUUAUCUUUUAAGUAGACAAAAAGUAUUUUUUAAGAAAUUUACGACAGAAACCUUGAUUUUAAUAUACUUUUUAAGUGUGAUUGAGAAAUAUUUUGAAAACGACUUAUACAACAAUAAGCGGCAAACAUUUUCUAAUGAUCCAUUUGUAAUUAAUAUGUACUGUUAUAGAUGUAUAUAUGAUAAAAACAUUAUUUACAUGCUUCACUUCUUGUUAUUUGAAGGUCAAAAUUCAGCUGCUAUAAAAUUAUACAUUCAGUAUACAUGUAUAUUAUCUUUGGUUUUAUUAAACAACCAACAAAACAUCAAAUUGUAAUCAACACGAAGCACGCAAUGUUACCAUAGUAACCAAUACGGUUUUAUAAUAUUGUUCUUAAACGGGCUUGAUUUAAUCAGAUUAUUUAUGUUUCACAAACAGAAUUGUUUGUUAAUUUGGAAGACAUGUAUAUUCAGCUUCUAAAUAAAAUAUCACACAACCAGUUAA
Messenger RNA from Ruditapes philippinarum (Manila clam), 1601 nucleotides. RefSeq lists its product as uncharacterized. The transcript is spliced from 2 exons. Lineage: Eukaryota; Metazoa; Mollusca; Bivalvia; Venerida; Veneridae. Gene Ontology annotation, molecular function: dioxygenase activity. The record is from RefSeq and is a predicted model, not a curated record. Bases 40 to 1104 code for a protein of 354 amino acids.